Messenger RNA from Pneumocystis jirovecii RU7, 606 nucleotides. RefSeq lists its product as uncharacterized. The record is from RefSeq and is a predicted model, not a curated record. Bases 1 to 606 code for a protein of 201 amino acids. NCBI's taxonomy places the organism in Eukaryota, Fungi, Ascomycota, Pneumocystomycetes, Pneumocystales, Pneumocystaceae. The transcript has a single exon.
AUGGUGGAUUGUGAAUUAAAGUGUUCUUCUCGAGGACUGGGUUGGCUAAGACGUAUAUUUCGACGAAUAGAGGAUCGUCGGUUGGAAAGAAAAUUUCAGGCUGGAAUGCGGUAUAGUGAGUAUGCAGUGCAUACUUCUAGCGGAUCAGUACAUGUGUCUGACGUUUUGACAUAUAUGCCUGUUAUUGUUUCACAUAGAUAUGGAGAAAAUAACAAUGCGAAAAAGAAUGUUCAAAAAAUGGAAACUUCUGAAUCUGCAACAGCGUUGGAUACUAAUCAUACUCAAAGGGUUAAAGAUGCGCACAUUUUUAUAGAUAAGGUGUCUGCAGAUCCAUUAUCAUCCCUUUCGAAUGCGAUAGUUGGGUCUGAAACACAUAGUAUUAGUACGGGUUCUCCUAUUGUUUCUUUAAGUGCAGCAUCAACGCCUGCUCGUAUGAGUAAUAACAAAUGCUUUCGAGAUCUAUAUCGUGCAAGUAUAGAUACAAAUGCAAGUAUGCGUGCAUUGGCACCUUCAUCACGACAGUCAAGUAGAAGUUCUUUUUCUAGUGCAUGGACAGCAUCUAAAUUAGGUGUGCUUUUUCUUCCUGAGCCAACAGUUGCCUAUUAA